This is a messenger RNA of Centropristis striata (black sea bass), 5248 nucleotides long. RefSeq names its product discs, large (Drosophila) homolog-associated protein 2b (gene dlgap2b). Gene Ontology annotation, cellular component: postsynaptic specialization; glutamatergic synapse. The transcript is spliced from 6 exons. Gene Ontology annotation, molecular function: molecular adaptor activity. The record is from RefSeq and is a predicted model, not a curated record. Gene Ontology annotation, biological process: signaling. NCBI's taxonomy places the organism in Eukaryota, Metazoa, Chordata, Actinopteri, Perciformes, Serranidae. Bases 153 to 2840 code for a protein of 895 amino acids.
GCGGAGCUGUGCUUUCAGUGACCACAACAACAUCAGUGCAUUAUAAUUCAUCUCCAGAGAAUGAAGUCUGCCGCCGCAUCAGGACUCGCGUCGGACAAGAAAACACAUACAAGCCGCCGUCAUCAUGGGAAACUACGGCCGCUCUGUCGCAGAUGUUUCUAACGACCGAGGCAAUGAACAUUUUCACGGGUGCCAGGAGACAUGAUCGCCUUUCACUUAUUUACCCUCCGUAUACUGUCGAAGAAGAAGUGACCUUCUCUGAGGAGGAAGAUGUCAGCGCUGAAAAAGACCACAAGUUUUCACCUUGGUCCCCGUCUCGAAAGUUCAAUGAAGGCAGACGCCUCCCUCCAGCCAGGAACAUGAAGGGCUUAUCGGGCAGCCGUUCCCAGCACCAGAUCCCUUUACCCUAUGGCUUGGACUAUGACCCCCACGGCCAUGACAUCCACGGUCACCAUGGCUCUGACUCCCGCCACUCGUCCUACCUGCUCAGCCCCACAGAGAGCUGCCCCAUGGACUUCCACCACCGCUACUCGCCGCGCAGCUCCAUCCACUCUGACUGCAUGAUGAUGUCCCCGGUCAUGAUGCCCCCGGCUGCUGCAUCUGACCACAUCUCCAGCAGCACCUUCCCCAGAAUGCACUACAGCUCUCAGUAUUAUGACUCAGCCACACGGGACGACUGCGCUGCCAUCACAGCCUCUGCCACCUCCCCGGCCGUCGCUGCCGCAGCAGCCGCGGCGGCGGCCUCCUCCCAUCUCGCCGGCACCAAGAGCAACCGCCUUCCUGCUAACCUACUAGACCAGUUUGAGAAACAACUGCCACUACAUCGCGAUGGCUUCCACACGUUACAGUACCAGCGCACCUCCACCACCACUGAGCAACGCAGCGAGAGUCCUGGCCGCAUCAGACACCUUGUUCAUUCUGUCCAGAAGCUCUUCACCAAGUCCCACUCCCUGGAGGGAUCAUCCAAGAUGAAUGGCACAAAAAGUGAUAUUAUGGGAGGUGGAGGAGGGAGUUAUCACCAUCACGGCCACCACUCCACCAAACAUGGUAGCAAGAGGAGCAAGAGCAAAGAACGCAAGCACCGCUCUGGCGGCUGGUGGAGCUCCGACGAUAACCUGGACAGUGACAGCACCUACCGCACACCCAGUGUCAUGUCCCGGCACCAUGGGGAACAUGUCAGCCACUGCUACCCAGAUUCCAUGCACAGCCACCACUUUGGAGACUUGUCACUCAAGACCUCUAAGAGUAACAAUGAUGUCAAGUGCUCAGCCUGUGAGAGCAUGGCCAUGGCGCCCGAGGGCAAAUUUAUGAAGAGGAGCUCCUGGUCGACACUGACAGUCAGCCAGGCCAAGGAGGCCUAUAGGAAGUCAUCGCUUAAUUUAGAGAAACCCAUGAUGCACUCGGACCUCAAGUCUUCACGGGCAUGUCACUACCUGCAGGUGCCCCAGGAUGAGUGGGGUGGAUACCCAGGUGAGAAGGAUGAGGAGAUCCCGUGUCGGCGGAUGCGGAGCAGUAGCUACGUCAAAGCUAUGGGAGAAGUGGAUGAUGAAAGCGGUGACUCCGACACCAGCCCCAAGACCUCCCCGCAGAAGGCCAUUCCGUCUGAUGCCCUCGUCCUCAAAUCAGCCAUGCAGAGACCCCAUUUAGACCACCAUAGCCAGGGCUACCACUUGAAAACCAGAGAUAUGCGACCCCACCCUAGUGUCACGCUGGACCCUGCCACCUUUCACCCCCCGCCCUUCCGCUCUCGCAACCAGAGCUACAUGCGCGCCGUCAGCACCCUCAGUCAGGCUAGCUGCGUCAGCCAGGUGAGUGAGACUGAGAUCAAUGGCCAGUUUGAGUCAGUUUGCGAGUCCGUUUUUAGUGAAGUAGAAUCCCAGGCCAUGGAAGCCUUGGACCUGCCUGGUUCGUUCCGCACUCGAAGCCACAGUUACCUCCGUGCAAUUCAGGCUGGUUAUUCCCAAGAUGACGACUGCUUGCCUUCAAUGACAUCCUCCACUGUCACUUCAACUCUCAGAUCCACAACAGAGGGAUAUGAUGUUGUGGAUGGGACCUCUUUACUAAAUGACGACAUGAUAGAGGAUGAUGACGGUGCUAGCUCCUCUGCCUAUGUGGAGCUGGAGAGGCUGGAGAGAGAGACUGCUGCUGCUCGCAGCCAGCACAGUACUAGCUCUACUGUGACAGCCAUCUCUGUCCCACCGGCAUCUCCACCUUCAUACAGGGUCCCUUCUGCCUCACCCAUAGCCUCUGAGCCGGCGGUCCCUCAGGCCAUUCAGGCCUUUAAAGAGUCCGCUAACAUGGUCGCUGCCUUCAACCUGCAGUGGAAGGAUGAAAUCUCAGCAAUGCGCUAUGAGCUGGCGGAGCUGCGGCGAGAUGUCUGUGGGGAAUUGAAGACUUUCAACAGCAACUUCUUCAACUUUACUCAGUGCUACAACAUGUGGACCUUGUGCCGGGAGCCUUGCAGCGACAGCACCACACAAACGGACGACAGAGUGUCCAUAGGAAUCCAAGCAGGUUCAAGUUGGUCCUUUCGACAGAAUACGGAGGACAAGUCAGUGAUGUGCCAACCGGAGCCAGCACCCUUCAGUAUUAUGGAUUUGAUGGACCCGCCCCGAAUUGAGAUUAUAGAGGGAACCCCUGACACCACGCCGGAGGGGUCAAGCAGCCCUGCCAGCCCCAUCCCAAUCGAGGAUUUCCCAUGGGAGAUCAACAAAAAGCAAAAGACCCCAAAGCAGCCAGACACAGUCGGCCACACAGGUGGCCACAGAAGCGCCAGUCUAGAACUGUGGAGCAGGAAGUACACCAGUGGGCCCAUGUCAUAUCUGUCUAUGUCAUUCUAAUCAUUCCCAUUCUACGCAUACUGUAAUAUGAGAGGAGGGAGCCAGGGUAAAUUUUACCAAGCAAGGCAGGGCAUAGAUGUUGUUAGAUGUCCCUUUACUCUAUGCAGACACAGAGUCUGUCAUCUCUUGAACAGGUUACAAUGUUGUUCAAGCAAUCUUUUAACAAGUGUCUUGGCUAGCCGUGGAAUAAACGAGAAUGACUUCACCAGAACAAGGUGACAGAAGAAUGUGAGAGAAUGUGGCUGAUGUUUAGAUCCUCAAGUGCCAACAAGUGCAGCAUCAUCUUCCCUCCGCUGUCUUAAAUACCCAACUUUAGGAGAUAAUUCAAGUAAAUAUGAUCGGGAAUCUGAGGAUCAUUUAAUGAUAAAAACUUAAUAAUCAGCCAUCGUGAGGUGAGGCAUAAGUUGGUCUGUUUCCGAAUAGCUCAUGUUCAUUCCAGUUUCUCUUCCUGUAGAAACAUUCUCUUAAGCACCUGAGUAUACUGAAAAAAUACUGUGAAUAACUUUAUAAACCCUAGUUUUUUAAUGAAUGCAUCAAAGAUAAAUACAUUAUUUAUGAAUUCAUUGAUAUAAUUUACCUUUUUAGUUAUUCUAAUAAAAAGCAUUCCUUUUUCAUGGCCUUCAUCCAUGUUGUAGCCAGUUCCAGUUGAAAUGGGCAUUUUGAAAAUUUCCCAGUGGUGAGCUGGUAAACCAUAUGGAAUACAGAAGUACAGUAACUGUAACAAUUUGAUAAAAAAGUAGAUAGUGCUAACAACAACUUAUAAUGAAAUUUGUGAACGCCUAAUCCUUUUGGAAUACUUAAUGGAUGACACUGUCUCUGGCUUUGUGGACUUAGUCCCCGGCUAAAAUUGUUUACGAUGAAUCAUUUGUGACCGACUUUAAAGUCAAACAGCAUGUGGAGAAGAAACAGUAAGAGAGAUUCACAGUGAUUGAUGAGUAUGAAUGUAUUGGCUUAAGUUCAUUCUUGCACAAACUGCAUUCAUGUUCUCUGUGUAUGUAUAUAAAUGUACCAUUUUGUAUAUAGAGAAACUUAUAUUCAAUACUUGUACUGUUUGCAGUUAUAAACAUACUCAUUUCUGACAGCGUUGAGAGGCGUUAUAGUAGUAAUUGUGGUUCUAAACCAAACACAGCACUUUUUCCAGACUCCAAAGUCUGCCUUCAUUUAUUUCAUCAUGUUCAUCAUCCAGCUGUUUGUGCGCCUCGUAGGGAAGUUGGUAGUUCAUACCAGUGUUUCGCCUAUUGUUUUUCGUGCAGUGGUGACUGGAGGUGUCUUUCCUAUUCAUUUAUUUUUAUCUUAGAGGAAAGGGUUUAAUAAAUACUGAAUUGGAUGUAUUGUUUUAGUGAAUUAUGUUAAGAGAUUUGGACUAAAUUCUGCCCUAUUCAGCUUUUUUAAAUGCCACAUUUCUCUCGUAAUGGUGGACUUUUUCAUGUUGGGGUGGCUCAUCACUGCUGAAAGAUAACAGAGAAACAUUGGUCCCUAUAAGUAGACAAUCAGAGCCACUGAGGGCCUCUACCUCUCCGACAUGUCCCCAGAGGUGCAGUAUAGUACCGCUGAAUGUACUAACACCGCCUCACUAGUGACGGCUUAGCUGGGCUCCUGUCAAACCUUAAUGGGUGGGAGCCCUCAAUCAUCUGCUAUAUUCGGCCAAUUGCUCAUUUUGUCUGUUACUCAUAAAAUAAUAGUUGCUCAUGAGCCACUGGCAUUCCCCUCAACCACUCAUCUGGUCCAUUGUCCCGUUGUACCAACAUGGCGUACCAAAGUUACUGUUAUACCGAGGCCCAUGGAACUGAGGCCAACAACAAACAUCUCCAAGCCUGACAGCACUUAACUUUGGACUAUUACUGCAGCACAGGACCAUGGGAAGCCUGUAUGUAUCAGACCCCUGACUGAAAUGUGAACCUUUCAAAAGGACUUUUAAUAAAGGAGAGGCAACAUCUCUCAUUUUGUAAAGAGAGUGGAUCCCCCCCCUCCCCCUUGCACGACCAAAAGACAAUACUUGCAGAAAAAGUGGCAUUUUGAAAAGAUGAUAUUCAUACAAAGGUUGUAGAAGAGGUAAGAUCAAAAUUAAAGUUGAAGCCACAGAAGAAGAAAAAAAAGGCAGACAUUUCCGUUCAAGUUAUGUUGUUACAGUAACUCAUUAAACCUGAGCUUACAUGCCUAUAGGUAAAUGAUUAAUUUGCCUUGAUAAUCUAAUAUAUGUGUUACAAAGGGAACACCAUAUUAUGGCAUGUUUUGCUGUUCAUUUUUGGCAGCAACUCCAUAACUCAAAACUUGAGGUUUUUGUACAACGAAUAAUAGGUAAGGAUUAAGUUAAAAUGUAUUGUUGCCAUUCAACACUAUUUGCAAUACAGAACCAUCCUUUUUAAAAGCUUAAAACCUAUUUAUUGUUGUUACAAAACCAACUAAAA